This is a messenger RNA of Periconia digitata, 1507 nucleotides long. The record is from the annotation of a GenBank genome assembly. Lineage: Eukaryota; Fungi; Ascomycota; Dothideomycetes; Pleosporales; Periconiaceae.
CCGACUGCAUGACCUUGGCGCUACCCUGAUAGACAUAAUUCUCCAACGCAAAGUCAAUCGCAAGUUUGACCUCAUGGUCAAAACAUUUCACUUCGUCAAUGCCGCAUCCGAUGAUCGGAAAGAGAGAAAAGAGAUCCGACGCCAUGUUAUGAUGGGCAAGAAUGCGGGCAAAACAAUCCAUCGCCCUUCCAAAAUCAAGGCACUCAAACAAAAGGAGCUGGAGCAGAGAAAUAGUAAGGGCUCUUUAGUGCGCAUAGCAAAGCCAGUCUCGGGUUGGUAUCCAACACCUUUUCCGAGAACAGACCCUCGAACCUCAGUGGAGACGGAGAUGAAAUCGAUGGCAUUUCCCGUUGAGCUGACUCCGCAAUACAUCGAGAUCAUCACAGAUUUUUUUGCACAUGUAGCAGAUGGAAUGUACCCUGCUCACAUUGGAGUUUCGUUAGAGGCUGCAAAAUGCACUUGGCUCCGUGUCAUGUUGUUAGACGAACACAAUUUUCAUUGCAGUGUUGCCUUGAUGCAAGCCUGCAACGCAACUUUUCUAUACGGAAAGUGGGAUGCGCUGGUGUCUGCAACGUUUCUGACAAGCAGCAUAUCACACGUCCGGAAGAAGAUUGAAAGUCCAGACGCUCUGUCUUGCUCUACAGUAGCCAUUGUGCUAUCAUUAGUAACCCAAGAGCAGUUCAGGAAUGAACACGAAGCUGCGCGAGUGCAUUUGGGUGGUCUCGUGCGCAUGAUCAAUCUUCGUGGGGGGCUCGAUACCCUGAAAGAAACACCACAAGUGCUUUUAAAAGCCUGCAAAACCGACAUACUAUUUUCGCUUGAGUAUGGGAAUGCACCCAUAUUCUUUCGGGAUCGCAUGGCUGACAUUCGCCGGCUACACAAACUACAAGACUCGGUGCAUGAUUUGACCACCAUUCCCUGCAUCGUCCAGCAUUGUCCAGAUACACGUCUUUCUACUAUUAUCAUCGAUGUAUUUGAUACUUGCAAACUUUUCAACGACCCUCAUCACCAAUACUUCGAAAUCGACCUCGAAUCCUAUCAAGAAAUCAUUGUCUCUGUCUCGUAUCGCCUUCUCACGUUACGUCACAUCCAUCAACAACCCCUGUCCUCAACCCCCGAAACUCUAUAUCAGCUCGGUCUGAUCAUAUUCAUCAUGAUUCUAUUUUUGCAAUACGGUCGGCGACGGCUCCAUCGCUUUGCCAGAAUCUCGGGAUUGCUUAAACAUGUACUGGAGCUGCACUCUGUGCAAUCUGACAAAGACUUGACAUUGUGGCUCAUGAUAACAGGAGGCAUAUGGAUGAUGGAUGGCGUCUGGACCCUUGAUGCGCAUAGUGGAGAUUGGCUUCCACCUCUGAUAUCAGGGUUGGCCAAAGAGAUGGGUCUUCAAACCUGGGACGACGCUCGUUCACAUAUCAUAAAAUAUCCUUGGAUCUAUAAAUUGCUUGACGGCCCAGGUUCAGAGAUCUGGGAACGGGUACUGGCUUUUAGGAAGAAAUCCAAUGAGUAG